Molecule: messenger RNA, 1217 nt
Organism: Gymnodraco acuticeps
Lineage: Eukaryota; Metazoa; Chordata; Actinopteri; Perciformes; Bathydraconidae
Gene: ube2g2
Product: ubiquitin-conjugating enzyme E2G 2 (UBC7 homolog, yeast)
Exons: 3
Coding region: 109-396 (95 amino acids)
Cellular component (GO): endoplasmic reticulum; cytosol
Source: RefSeq, a predicted model, not a curated record
UCUUUCCUCCUGUUGUGCUUCAGGGGUCCUCAGGACACAUGCUUUGAAGGCGGCGUGUUCCCUGCCGUCCUCAGCUUCCCCUCAGAUUAUCCCCUCAGCCCCCCCAAGAUGAGGUUCACCUGCGACAUGUUCCACCCCAACAUCUACCCUGAUGGGAGGGUCUGUAUCUCCAUCCUUCACGCUCCAGGAGACGAUCCAAUGGGAUACGAGAGCAGCGCGGAGAGGUGGAGUCCAGUGCAGAGCGUGGAGAAGAUCCUGCUGUCUGUGGUCAGCAUGCUUGCAGAGCCGAACGAUGAGAGUGGAGCGAACGUUGACGCCUCUAAGAUGUGGCGUGAAGACCGGCAGCAGUUCUACAGCCUUGCUCAGAACAUCGUGAGGAAGUCGCUCGGCCUGUAGAGACGACAGUGAUUCAGAAACACCUGGACACCUGACACCUGGACACCUGACACCUGGACACGGACUGAUCAAUGAACUGAUGUCUGGAUCAACACAAUCCAAAAUCGACUAAAAAUCAACAGCAGAGAAAGUCGUCACCUGUGGAGCAGCGAGACUCUAUUAUUAUCCUCAUUAAUAUGAUACACAAAGCAUGCAGGCGUUAACACACAGGAUGACAAUCUACACAUUCUCAAAACACAUUUAAAUAAAUAGAAUAUGGCGAUUACAAAUAUAACCCUGAAAUAUAAACAUAUGGUUAAAUACAUCCUUUGACAACAAAUAGUUUGUUUCCGAAGUGGAAUCGCUCAGGACAGAUUCAACUCUGAUUAUUUAAAUCCAUAAUAUAUACAUUUUAAAUGUAUUUAGAGCCACAUAAAAAAUGAUCCUUCACAUGUUUAUCUUCCACUUUGUUCUUUUAGGUUAAAGAAACACACUUUUUGGGCUUCAGAGUGAAACAUGCCGUUAAUGAGAGGAUGAUAAGAAUCUAAUGUAAUGAGCAGAAACACACCUUCUACCUUCCUCCCGUUGUUAAAGGUUUCACUGCGAGAGGAUAUUAAUGUUUCUGCUGCGUUGAACUUUAAUCUGUUUUAUUCGGAAGCUCUGAUUCGUCUCAGAGCUCCACAUUUCUCUCAGACUUUACGCACUUUAUCUGAAGGAUCGUCUCCGUCGUCGAUAUAUUUUUAAAGAAAUGAAGCUGGAAGUUUAGAGUUUCUGACGGGAGGAUGGAGAGUUUUAUUUUGAUGUGUUAAUUUGAAAGAAAAAUAAACAGAGGGAAAAUGGCA